Messenger RNA from Diuraphis noxia (Russian wheat aphid), 3877 nucleotides. RefSeq lists its product as uncharacterized. Lineage: Eukaryota; Metazoa; Arthropoda; Insecta; Hemiptera; Aphididae. Gene Ontology annotation, molecular function: protein binding. The record is from RefSeq and is a predicted model, not a curated record.
CGGUAAGUAAACGCCUUGCAGUGUUCACGCAACAUAUUAUACUUACGAUCAGCUGAUGUUGGUCAUUCGUUGUAGGUUGGAUAUAAUACGAUUUAAUAAUGACUACAUUACGGACCACCACUACAACUGAAUUUCGAAAGCGAGUAUAUUUCGAUGGAUCGCCAUCACACGUUAACAAUGACAAAUGCUUAACGCCUUUGAUGAAAGCAUGUAUGUAUGGACGAUCCGAACAAGUCAAACUAAUCCUAGAAGAAAAACCAUUGUCAGUGGUAGAACGGGAUGGUGUUUUUAAGACAGCGUUGCACUACUGUGCUGAAAACGACGAGGACGAUGCAGACUGCGCCAAACUUCUUUUGGAAGCUGAUCCAUCUAUAGUCGAUAUACCCGACGACGAUGGUCAUACAGCUUUACAUUUGGCUGUAAUCGCAGGUAAUUUGCCGUUAGUUCGAUUCCUGCUCGUCACCGGCCAGGCAGACCCAAAUAAACGAGAUGCUGAAGGUCACUCCACUGUACAUUGGGCGACAGGUAGUGCAGAUGCUAUCAUAACUUUGGUGAACGGUGGAGCAAACGUCGAAUCGCAUGACAAAGACGGACUGACAGCUUUGCAUUGUGCGGCCAGUCGAGGACACGUGGAAUGCGUCGACGGACUUUUGACAUUGUGUGGAUGCGAAGUCGACGCUGUGGACAGCAACAGUUGCUCUCCUCUGUUCUACGCCGUGACCUUAGGCCACGCGGACGCAACUGAGAUGUUAUUGGAACAUGGAGCUAAUCCCGAUCGACAGGAUGGAAAAGGAAGAACGCCAGCGCAUUGCGGUGCAUUUAAAGGACAAUUGGAAACGGUUCGACUUUUAGCUGAACACGGUGCCAAUUUAUGGUUGCGAAACUCGAAAGGAGGUUAUCCAUUGCACGACGCUACGAGGUCGGGUCGUAAGGAGUUAGUCCUUUGGCUGAUAUCAAUGCGUCCCGAGUCUGUAGAUUAUUAUGAUGACGACGGUAAACGACCAUUGCAUAUCGCUGCUCUUAACAACAAUUUGGAAAUGAGUAAGAUUAUUUUAGAUAACGGAGCAUCAAUUAACCCAGUAAUGAAAAUCAAAGGGGAACGAAUGACACCACUUGAUGUAGCUCUACGAAAAAACAAUAAACAUUUAGCGAAGUUUUUAAAUCUUUUUGGUGGUAAACCAGCUAGCAAGUUAAAUAAAACUUUGUCUAAACAGCAAUCUACUGUACGUGUUAAGACUAAAAGAAUUGAAUCUCGAAGAAAUUCAUAUUCAUCUGAUUCAAUUAGCCGAAAAUAUCGUAAUGGAGGUGGUCGGAAAAAACAACUAAUUUCACGCAAAGCUGAGAGCCCGAAACCUAACAAAGCAUCGAAGGGACGCGUAGUUCAAGUACACAUAAGGGCAAACGUGUUGACGAAAACSGUUGGCAAGUCGCGAGACGAUAGAAAGUCGUGCGGAGGUGGAGGUAGUACGUUACCGAAAGCCCAUCGAAAAAAGUCGACGGGCGUUGGCAACGAGCCAAAGRAAUGUUUCAGCGAAAACGAUAUGUGUUGCGGCGGCGACGGUGACGGUGACAACGACUGCGACUACGAUUACGACGACGGCGACCACUAUGACGACGAUGACGAAGACGACGACGACGACGAGAAACCAAAAACAACUGCAGAAAACUUAGACGCUAACGUGGACGGUAUACGAUUAAUGGACGGUCAAGCAUCAGUGAAGGCAAAAGUUGAGAGUAACGUCGAUCACCCGYUGGUGUCGGUGACGGGACCCGAAGAGACAACGCAAGGUAACCACGACAAAAGAGACGUUGAUCCGACGAAGGCCUUUAUCGUGGAACAGGAAUUUGACGAGGUGGUGGCGAACGGCCCGUCGGUACAGAUGAAAAAUGAUGCGUCAACGUUGAAGGUGAAGAAAGGUAGUGAGGCGAUGGCGAAAGGUGGUGUGGCGACAGUGACGAAAAAAGGAAAUGUAUCUGAACGGUCGACGAGUCGUGAGGGAGGCAAAACUCCGACGACGGGCCAGUCCAAGAGCGGUAGAGCAAUAGUCGAAGUAUUGGAUCGCGUGGACACGCCACAACCAUCGGCCACGGCCGACGGCGAUGUCGGGGUGGGAGUCGCCGUCGGUGGUCGAAACUUCGUUGGCGAACCGWCCGCCUUCAGUGUGUUGCCCGACGCAGGACGUGAAGACGACAGACCUUGUGAGUGUCCCGACUGUUGCAAGCGAAAACCACCGCGAUCGACUUCGAAAAAAAUGAAAAGCCGAAUCCCUCGAUUGAAUAAUUAUUGUAGUUUAGCGCCUACUUCUGAUCUAAACACCAUGUCUGUAACGAAAGCUGUUCAAUUGAGCAGCAGAAAGUAUAAUUUGGAACGCUUAAUUUUUUAUCAACUGUCAGAAUUAAAACGAUUACAAAUCAGAGCGGGUAAGUCUGACGAACGAGUAUUGGUUAAACGACUGGUUGAAGAGUAUGGUAAUACAGGACUGUUUACUGGAUUGAAAAGAUACGACGGACCCUUUUCGUUUAAGCGUUUUGAAAAAUAUUUAUACGAUCAACUACUGGUAUUGCAAAAACAAUCGUUGACUGACGACAAAAUCAAGGUACCCAGGGUGCAGUCAAUCGACGAAGUGGAAAAACUGGCCGGAGCUUUGCGCCGGAUCGACGCCGGAAAAACAGUGCUGGAGAAUCCAAACGAUUGUCUGUCGUGCGUCCGGACCACGAACAGGUGUUUUCACGCCACUCACGCAUACACCGGUGUGCCUUGUGCCGCAUACAUACCAAAGUUCCGGUUGGACCACCAUCGGAUGCCGAAACCGCCGGCGGACGACGGCCGCCGUCACCGCUUCCUGCCUGACAUUCGGACGGGCCAGGAUAUAUCCGGCGGAACCACCACCCGGUGCCUGCGAAACGUGGACCCGUCCAGGCCGAUCACACUACAGCUGGGCAACGGCCCUUGCGCGCAGGCCAUCGACUUACCUACCGACAAGUUGGACAAGAACAGGCGAUAUUUCGUGACGUUUACAAUCAAAGGAACUGGGGAUGGCGUGCACAACAAACUGCACCGUCCACCGGCCCCACCCGCGUUCCGGCCGGAUGGUCGUCCCGGACAAGCCGUUGACUGCAAUCCGCCGCUUGCCCACACUCACGCUAAAAGCUUUUAGCGUAUUAUUUUAUUUUAUUUUUUAUCAAACUACCACCGCAUAGAUGGACUACAGAUCGAACGGCGGCGCUCGUUGGAUUUAGUAUUAAAUAUACGCCCAGACGUCCACCGUUGUACGAAUAUAAAACAAUAUUAUUAUAGCAGGUACAAUAUGAACUGCACUGUUGUCGCUGAAAAGUGAUUUGAAUUCGGUUGAUCGGCUGCAGUGGCGGUUUUGAUAAAACAUCAAGGGGGGGGGCUAUUUUCAAUUUUUGUGCCCCCCACCCACCAUAAUAGUUGCAUAUAUAACUUACAGAACAUAAAAGUUGACACAAAAAAAAUCCAAGGGGGGGGGGGGCGAGCGCCCCCUUCGCCUCCCCUAAAAACCGCCACUGAUCGGCUGUAGCUGUAUUAUCAUACUUAUAAAAUAUUUAUCGAAUCGUUCGAGCCACCACCAUUUAUAAUAGACGCUCUAUUGAUUGAUUUAUAGCUAAGAUGUUAGAUUUUGAGGCUAGUCGAUCGUUUCAGACGGCUCGUAGCCAACAUUUUGCGCGAGGACGUCGUCAUAUCCCGAUAUCCGCACUUUCUGCAUUACAAGCGUUGCAUAUUAUUAUCGACGACGUUUAGCGAAUUUGCAUUCAGCAGAUCAUUCUCUGUGACUUCUUCUAGUUAAUUUCUAUCAAUAUUUUUAUUUCUCUAAGCGAGUUAAGAGAAUUUUUAAUUACAUUUUUUUUCAUAAAA